Messenger RNA from Ananas comosus (pineapple), 884 nucleotides. Its product is annotated as CRIB domain-containing protein RIC10-like. The coding region runs from base 215 to 715 and encodes 166 amino acids. NCBI's taxonomy places the organism in Eukaryota, Viridiplantae, Streptophyta, Magnoliopsida, Poales, Bromeliaceae. The transcript is spliced from 5 exons. The record is from RefSeq and is a predicted model, not a curated record.
UCUCUCUCUCUCUCCAUUAAUUAAGUCCUUUUGAUCUUUCUCCUUUGUGUUUAGAUGGUCUUCAAGCAACACUACUAGGAGAAAAUAUGGAUGGUUGAUGGAGUUGUUGGUUGGGAGGAGAUAUUGUUCUGUUGAAACAAUAUCUUUGCCCUCUUCAACCAAGAAAAUACCAUCAAGGGCAUCUUGAGCUGUAGAAGAUUUGUAUCCACCACUAAUGGCUACCAAGAUGAAGGGGAUCAUUAAGAGCUUCAAAUUUAUCUCUUCGAUUUUCGUGGUAAAGGAGCAGGAGAUGGAGAUUGGGCUCCCAACAGAUGUGAAACAUGUAGCACACAUUGGCUGGGAUAGCCCUGCAACUGGGACUGCUCCUGCUUGGAUGAAUGAAUUCAAGACAACAUCAGAUUUCUCCUCAACCACUCUCAACAAUGUGGGGCAAUCUAGAGAGACCUCUUGGGCUUCUCAAGAUUUUGAUCAGCCUAGAGAUAUAUCGCCUUUCGGGAUUUUCCCCGAUAGCUCUGCAGGCACAGAGGCUUCUCCUUGCCCCGACAUACCGAAAGCCCCGACGAAGAAGACCAAACGGAGAAAGAGUAAGACCGCGUCACCGUCCACAACAACAUCGUCGUCGUCAAGAUCGUCGCGGUCGUCGCGAUCGAGGGCUUCUUUCGGUACCGCAAUCGACGAUGCCAGUGAAAUGCAAAGCGAGUAUCGGAUCGCGUAAUCGACUUUAAAGCUAUCUUGAAUUAAACAUGUAUGUUUCUACGGGAAAUUAAUUAUAUGAGUGGUUAAUUUCCUUUACCAUCACAUAAAACCAAGUUUGAGAAAAAAGAAAGAUAUAUCAGAUAUUGGUUUUUAAUUCUUUGAUUAAUACAAAAUGAUUCAUUUACUUA